AGGGAGUGUUGUUGUGAAACAGAAGGAAGACGCACACAGGAAGACACUCACACAUCACAGAGUAACACCGAGAAGACGGAAAGUUCUGAAUGUUCACUAGUUUAAGGACCCUUACCUUUACUCUUUUUAGUUUAAGACCCCUCACGUUAACCGUCAGUUCCUGAACAUUAAUGAUAGCCCUCUCCUUGUAGACCUCCUGACCCAUGGACACCUCGGAACGUCGGGAAAUCUACAUCCCCCAAGACGCUCAGGUGGGGUCCAUCCCCCUCUGGACCAUACCGGACCGGAUCCUGGACCAGAUGGGAGUCCCCCGACCCUCCAACAACCCCUCCUCAUCCAGCUCCCCCUCUCCGUCCCCGGAGGGGACUUGGAUCUCCCCGGUGCUGGUCCGGAAGAUGAGCCAUCCUGCGGUCUCCGGGGACAUCGACCCAACGGGGGGGAGCCCCUUUUGGGCCAUGCGGAAAACACUCGCAGACACUCACGGUAGUCCGGUCGAAAUCCCGUUCGAGACGUCGAACCGACUGGCCCUCGAGGUGCUCCGGGAUUACCUACCUGGCGCACGGUUCUCCAACCUCACAAGUGGCCCCCGAUCGUGCAUCAGGUUACCUCGGGUGGCCGCUCCUCCCCUCCACCAUGAAGCGGUGCUCGUCUACGAGGGCAACGUCUUCCUGUCUAUCAGGAGGCCCAAGCGGAGGAGAGGAGGCGAGCCCUCUUCGGCACCCCCCACGGCUCUGUCUCCGGUCUUCUCUGUCCCGGACAGCACAGCUGCGUCCAUCGGAGAACCUCACCAGACCGAACGCACGCUGAUAAACUCUGGAGGACUGCAAGUCCCAGAAGACACUGCUACUUCUCACCCAGUCCCAGAAGACCCUGCUGCUUCUCACCCAGUCCCAGAAGACCCUGCUGCUUCUCACCCAGUCCCAGGAGACCCUGCUGCUUCUCACCCAGUCCCAGGAGACCCUCAUUCUCCUCAUCAAGACCCAGAAGAAGAGUCUGAGGACACCCCCUCUGAGACCGCCAGCGCUCCCAACACAGACCACCCAGAAGCAACCAGCAGCCCCCAGUUUGGGGACCAGGACCACCCUAGUGUCUUUGUCCCGCCACAUGAGGGCAGACUCGGAUCAGCUCAGAAGAAUUACAGAGACUGUGACUUCGAAGCGCUGGCCCUGGACGAGAAGAUCGCCCAGAUGAAAGCGAAGCUCGCCGAGAGCGAAGCGGCUCUGAGGAGAGGCUGCAGCUGAAGGCCGCAACAGGACCUGUGCACAGGCCCGGCUCUGGGCAUAGGCAGUAUAAGCGAAUGCUACGGGCGCAUCCAGGGACGUCCUUAGGGGGGGGUAAAUUAGGAUGAUUCCAGGGGCGCAGCACUGACGGGGCGCCCCAGAGAACACUGGUGGUAUUAUUAAUGCAAAAAAUAUAUAUUUUUUUUAAUUAUUUUUCGGAUUAAAUCAUCAAAUUAA
Gadus morhua (Atlantic cod) is the source of this 1457-nucleotide messenger RNA. RefSeq names its product polycystic kidney disease protein 1-like 3. Lineage: Eukaryota; Metazoa; Chordata; Actinopteri; Gadiformes; Gadidae. The record is from RefSeq and is a predicted model, not a curated record. The transcript is spliced from 2 exons. Bases 204 to 1241 code for a protein of 345 amino acids.